AUGUAUGGCUCGUUGGUAACAGUAUGGACUGGGCGCCGCCCCACAAUUGUAAUUGGAGACCCGAAGGUGGCUUGCGACCUUCUAGAUCGCCGCUCAGUAAUUUACUCGUCCCGUCCUCGAUUCGUGGUCAUGGGCGAACUCUUUACAAACAAUGAUUCUCUACUCACAAUGCCUCACGGAGACAAAUGGCGAAAAACUCGGAAAAACUUUCAUAUGGGGCUUCAUAGGCGCGCUUGUGAAAGCUACAAACCGAUACAGGAAGCUGAGUCCCAGAGGCUUACUCGCGAUCUUUUGGUCACCCCCGAGGUGUUCGGUAAACAUCUGGAGAGAUAUGCUUCUUCCGUUAUGAUUUGUGUUGCAUAUGGACGCAGAGUAGACAGCUUGGAGGACCCAAUUGUCAAGAAGAUUUAUGACCGGAUGGCGUACAUGUCGACUCUCAAUGUACCUGGAGCAUUUUGGGCGGAAUCGUUCCCUAUCCUCAAGCUUAUCCCCGACUGUUUGGCCCCAUGGAAGCGAGAAGUUAAGCGUCGCGCAAAGGAUUCGACCGAGAUGCUUUCCAGACUCGCACUCGAUGUUAGAGACCGAAUGAAGAAAGGGGAUGCUCCAGCAUCUUUUACGAAGACAUUAUGGGAGAGAAGAGAAGGAAACCCGGAAGCUCUUUCCGAGCGAGAGAUAGCAUACGCGACCGGUUCAUUGUUUGGUGCGGGAAGUGAUACCUCAUCUGCAACGCUUAUGAGUUUCUUCCUGGCCAUGACUUGUUUCCCCAGGGUUGCUGCGGAGGCACAGGAAGAAUUGGAUCGGGUGGUCGGCAGGGAUCGAUCUCCUACUUGGUCUGACGAGCCAAAUCUCCCGUACUGUCGUGCGGUUAUAAAGGAGACCCUAAGAUGGAGGCCAGUUGCUGUUAUGGGAGGUACACCCCAUGCAAGCAUCAAAGACGACCAGUACAACGGUCACUUCAUCCCGAAGGGCGCAACGAUACUGGGUAACCUGUGGGCAAUUCAUCACAACGAAAAGUACUUCAAGGAUUCCCACGACUUUAUCCCGGAGAGAUACCUUGGCUCUGGAAAAAUUGACAGGAUGGAACCAUAUCCGCACCGUGAUGGACAUUCCGCUUUUGGAUGGGGACGCCGUAUCUGCCCAGGCAAACAGCUUGCUGAGAAUUCCUUGUUCAUCACCAUCACUCGGGUUCUCUGGGCCUUCAAUAUCUCCAAGGCGACCGAUAAGCACGGCCAAGAGAUAACCCCGAACAUCUUUGCAUAUACAGACGGCUUCAAUUCGAAACCGCAGCCAUUUCAAUGCCGAAUUCGGUCUCGCACGCCCGGCAUCCAGCAAAUCAUUGAGCGUGAGGCAAGACUCGGGGAACAGUUUUUGGAUAAGUACGAGUGCAAUUGAGUUACAAGGGGGGGUGAAUGUGGGCGAUUCCUUUUUUUUUUUUUUUUUUUUUUUUUUUUUUUUUUUUUUUUUGUUAUUCUGGCGCAGUCGGUUAAAGGGCAACGGAGCACGUUCGGAUUUUCAACUACAAUCCCCACCUAAUUAUGUUUCUCCUUUUUGGUAUGGCAUUUAAAGGAAUCGGCGUAAUAUCUUUUUUUUACUUUUCUCUCUUCCUCUCGAUUUAAUUUGCUUUUUAUGCCCGCCGCGUCGCAGUCGUUUCACACAUUGAACCUGUUUGAUUCGGAAUAUUUUUCCUUGUGACUGUACCCUUGUAUUUUGUUUUUCCUGGGAUCGUCACUACGAUACCUUGUCGAAUGAAGGGAGGAGAAGCUACUGGAGAGUGCGAGGGGAAGAGGGACGUGAUCGGUAAAGGAACUUUUAGGGAUUUUUAUUUUUAUUUUUAUUUUUAUUUUUUUUGUUUUUGUUUUUUUCGUCUGAUGUAAGUAAUACAUAAGGAAGGGUAGUGGGGAUGAAGAAGUGGAGCUGCAACUCUGCACAAAUAGAAAGGACAAUAUAUCAUAUCA
Molecule: messenger RNA, 1955 nt
Organism: Tuber melanosporum (Perigord truffle)
Lineage: Eukaryota; Fungi; Ascomycota; Pezizomycetes; Pezizales; Tuberaceae
Exons: 4
Coding region: 1-1392 (463 amino acids)
Molecular function (GO): oxidoreductase activity, acting on paired donors, with incorporation or reduction of molecular oxygen; monooxygenase activity; heme binding
Source: RefSeq, a predicted model, not a curated record